AUGUCUGGCACCGGUCCGGCUGUGGGCAUUGACCUGGGCACUACCUACUCCUGUGUGGGGGUCUUCCAGCAUGGCAAGGUGGAGAUCAUUGCCAAUGACCAGGGCAACCGUACCACCCCCAGCUAUGUGGCCUUCACAGACACCGAGCGGCUGAUAGGUGAUGCAGCCAAGAACCAGGUGGCCAUGAACCCCAACAACACGGUCUUUGAUGCCAAGCGAGUCCCCAGCGCCGUGGUCACCGUGCCUGCCUACUUCAACGACUCACAGCGGCAGGCCACCAAGGACGCGGGCACCAUCUCCGGACUCAAUGUGCUGCGCAUCAUCAACGAGCCCACCGCUGCUGCCAUUGCCUAUGGCUUGGACAAGAAGUCCACGGCCGGAGAUACACACCUGGGUGGCGAGGACUUCGACAACCGCAUGGUCAACCAUUUCGUGGAUGAGUUCCGCCGUGCCCGCUUCGAGGAGCUCAAUGGUGACCUUUUCCGUCUGGACAAGGCGCAGAUCAACGAAAUUGUCCUGGUUGGUGGCUCCACCCGUAUCCCCAAGAUCCAGAAGAUGCUGCAGGACUUCUUCAAUGGCAAGGAACUCAACAAGAGCAUCAACCCAGAUGAGGCGGUUGCAUACGGAGCUGCGGUGCAGGCGGCCAUCCUGAUGGGGGACAAGUCGGAGACGGUGCAGGACCUGCUGCUGCUUGACGUGGCGCCGCUGUCGCUGGGCAUCGAGACAGCUGGAGGGGUGAUGACCGCGCUCAUCAAAAGGAACACCACCAUCCCCACCAAGCAGACCCAGACCUUCACCACCUACUCCGACAACCAGAACAGCGUGCUCAUCCAGGUCUAUGAGGGCGAGAGGUCCAUGACCAAGGACAACAACCUGCUGGGGAAAUUCGACCUCACCGGGAUCCCCCCGGCACCCAGAGGGGUACCCCAGAUUGAGGUAAAGGGAUGGAGGGGAAAAGGCAGUACAGGGCGGGCUGGGUACACUGGUUCCUGCUGCAUUGAAAUGAUUUGA
Molecule: messenger RNA, 1011 nt
Organism: Staurois parvus
Lineage: Eukaryota; Metazoa; Chordata; Amphibia; Anura; Ranidae
Source: the annotation of a GenBank genome assembly